Pelodiscus sinensis (Chinese soft-shelled turtle) is the source of this 947-nucleotide messenger RNA. Its product is annotated as histone H2B 8. The record is from RefSeq and is a predicted model, not a curated record. Gene Ontology annotation, molecular function: protein heterodimerization activity; structural constituent of chromatin; DNA binding. Gene Ontology annotation, cellular component: nucleosome. NCBI's taxonomy places the organism in Eukaryota, Metazoa, Chordata, Testudines, Trionychidae.
GUCUACGUUCCAAUAGAACACUAGAAAACUUAAGCUGCUCAUUUGCAUAGCUAACCUAUAAAUAGAGGGAGGAACACGGGCUUUUUUUCCUGACUUCGUUGUUGUCGUGUGAGCAUCUACCUAGUUAUUAAAAUGCCUGAGCCGGCUAAAUCUGCUCCUGCUCCAAAGAAAGGCUCUAAGAAGGCCGUGACCAAGACCCAGAAAAAGGGAGAUAAGAAACGUAGAAAGACUAGGAAGGAAAGUUAUUCAAUCUAUGUGUACAAAGUGCUGAAGCAAGUUCACCCGGACACUGGCAUCUCUUCUAAGGCCAUGGGCAUCAUGAAUUCUUUCGUGAACGAUAUUUUCGAACGAAUCGCUGGCGAAGCGUCUCGUUUGGCCCAUUACAACAAACGCUCGACUAUAACUUCGCGGGAGAUCCAGACUGCGGUGCGCCUUCUGCUGCCAGGGGAGCUGGCCAAACACGCUGUGUCUGAGGGUACAAAGGCUGUUACCAAGUACACCAGCUCUAAGUAAAGAUCUACUGAAAAUGCUAACAUCUCUAUCCCAAAGGCUCUUUUCAGAGCCGCCCACCUAUUCCGUAAAAGAGCUUUUGCACUAAUGCAUGUGUUGAAUUGUUACCGACUUUAUUCUGCGUUUUUAAUUCGUCCUUUGUUACAGAUUAUAAAUGUUCUUUAUUACUUCUGUUUUGCAGUGGUUAUCUGUCAUUUUUCCUUACAUGACUUUCCCCAGAUGCAAUGUAAUGUAAUGGAUGUAAAACCGUAUUUAAAAAUUUACACAUUCUUCACUCAAAACGUUUAAUGAACUAUUGUGUCCUACUUAAAAUACCUCUUCUAGCGACUACGGUUUGCAUUAACAAAACAAAGUACGCCAUCUAAUACAGAACUUCUGAGAAGCGUCUUGGUUUUAGGUUACAUUUGUUUUGGAAAUAAAAAUCCGAGGACACUGUU